Molecule: messenger RNA, 381 nt
Organism: Trichomonas vaginalis G3
Lineage: Eukaryota; Parabasalia; Trichomonadida; Trichomonadidae
Product: EP4 subtype prostaglandin E2 receptor binding
Exons: 1
Coding region: 1-381 (126 amino acids)
Molecular function (GO): protein binding
Source: RefSeq, a predicted model, not a curated record
AUGACUACUUCAUCAAAUAAUGGUCAGCUUGACGUAGUUAAAUAUCUUUUUUCAAUUGGGGUUAAUCCAGAAGGAAAAGAUAAUAAUGGAUGCUCUCCAAUACAUGCUGCAUCAGAAAAUGGUCAUAUUGAUGUAGUUAAAUAUCUCAUUCAAUGCGGAGUCGACAAAAAUGAUUUAAACAAUCAUAAUGAUUCUUCACUUCAUUAUGCUGCAUCUUUUGGGCAUUUUGAUCUUGUUAAAUAUUUAGUUUCGAUUCGUGUCGAUUUAAAUCAUAAAGACAAUGAAGGAAAAACUCCACUUGAUUGUGCGAAAGAGAAGCAAAACGAAAAUGAAGAAUUCAGAAAUAUAAUUGAAUUCCUAGUUCAAUCAGGCGCGAAAUAA